This is a messenger RNA of Erinaceus europaeus (western European hedgehog), 3204 nucleotides long. RefSeq names its product thrombospondin 3 (gene THBS3). Gene Ontology annotation, molecular function: heparin binding; calcium ion binding. Gene Ontology annotation, cellular component: extracellular region. The record is from RefSeq and is a predicted model, not a curated record. Gene Ontology annotation, biological process: cell adhesion. NCBI's taxonomy places the organism in Eukaryota, Metazoa, Chordata, Mammalia, Eulipotyphla, Erinaceidae. The coding region runs from base 80 to 2959 and encodes 959 amino acids. The transcript is spliced from 23 exons.
CAUCUCUUGCGCUCUCCGCCUCGCCUUUUCCCCUCCCCGCGCUUGCUUGCCAAGGCAGUGAGCCGGCCGGCCGAGCGGCAUGGAGACGCGGCAGCUCCCGGGGGCCCCGGCCCUCCUCCUCCUCCUCCUCCUUUGCACCCUCUCAUCUGCCAGUCAGAACCUGGAGGUGAUCGACCUGCUGACUGUGGCUGAGUCCCGGCAGAUGGUCCCUGUUGUGGAGAAGAUCCGGAUGGCCUUACUCACUGUGGGGGACAUCUACCUCUUGGCCACCUUCCGCCUGCCCCCCAAGCAGGGUGGUGUCCUCUUUGGCCUCUACUCCCGUCAGGAUAACACGCGCUGGCUGGAAGCCUCCGUAGUGGGCAAGAUCAACAAAGUGUUGGUGCGCUAUCAGCGGGAGGAUGGCAAGGUACACACCGUGAGCCUCCAGCAAGCCAGCCUGGCAGAUGGGCGUACACACACAGUGCUCUUGCGGUUGCGGGGCCCCGCCUGGCCCAGCCCUUCCCUGCAGCUCUAUGUGGACUGCAAACUGGCGGACCAGCACUCUGGUCUCCUGCCCCUGGCCCCCAUCCCUCCCUCGGAGGUGGACAGGCUGGACAUCAGAACUGGACAGAAGGCAUACCUGAGGCUGCAGGGCUUCAUGGAGUCUCUGAAGAUGAUCCUGGGUGGCUCCAUGGCCCGUGUUGGGGCACUGAGUGAGUGUCUGUUCCAGGGGGACGAGUCCAUCCAUAGUGCAGUGACCCAAGCCCUUCACUCCGUCCUCGGGGAGCAGACCAAGGCCCUGGUCACCCAGCUCACCCUCUUCAACCAGAUCCUGGUGGAGCUGCGCGAUGACAUCCGGGACCAGGUGAAGGAGAUGUCACUGAUCCGAAACACCAUCAUGGAGUGCCAGGUGUGCGGAUUCCAUGAGCAGCGCUCCCACUGCAGCCCCAACCCUUGCUUCCGGGGUGUGGACUGCAUGGAGGUGUAUGAAUACCCCGGCUACCGCUGUGGGCCCUGCCCCACUGGCCUCCAGGGCAAUGGCACCCACUGUGCCGACAUCAAUGAGUGCGCUCAUGCUGACCCUUGCUUCCCCGGUGCCCGCUGUAUCAACACCAUGCCCGGCUUCCACUGCGAGGCCUGCCCGCCUGGCUACAGAGGAACCCGUGUGUCAGGUGUGGGCAUCGACUACGCCCGGGCCAGCAAACAGGUCUGCAAUGACAUCGAUGAAUGCAAUGAUGGCAACAAUGGUGGCUGUGACCCCAACUCUAUCUGCACCAACACCAUGGGCUCUUUCAGGUGCGGCCCCUGCCGCCUGGGCUUCCUGGGCAACCAGAGCCAAGGCUGCAUCCCCGCACGGACCUGCCAGAGUCCAGCCCACAGCCCCUGCCACAUCCAUGCACACUGUCUCUUUGAACGCAACGGUGCUGUGUCCUGCUUGUGCAAUGUGGGCUGGGCUGGCAAUGGGAACGUUUGCGGGCCCGACACAGACAUCGAUGGUUACCCGGAUCAGGCUCUACCCUGCAUGGACAACAACAAGUACUGCAAACAGGACAACUGCCUUCUGACACCCAACUCGGGGCAAGAAGAUGCUGACAACGAUGGUGUGGGUGACCAGUGUGAUGAUGACGCUGAUGGGGAUGGGAUCAAGAAUGUGGAGGAUAACUGCCGGCUGCUGCCCAACAAGGACCAGCAGAACUCAGACACAGAUUCAUUUGGUGAUGCUUGUGACAACUGCCCCAAUGUCCCCAACAAUGACCAGAAAGACACGGAUGGCAAUGGGGAGGGCGAUGCCUGUGACAACGAUGUGGAUGGGGAUGGUAUCCCCAAUGGACUGGACAACUGCCCAAAGGUCCCCAACCCCCUGCAGACAGAUAGGGACGAGGAUGGUGUGGGUGAUGCCUGUGACAGCUGUCCUGAGAUGAGCAACCCUACCCAGACAGAUGCAGACAGCGACCUGGUGGGGGACGUCUGUGACACCAAUGAAGACAGCGACGGGGAUGGGCACCAGGACACCAAGGACAACUGCCCCCAGCUGCCCAACAGCUCCCAGCUGGAUUCAGAUAAUGAUGGGCUUGGAGACGAGUGUGAUGGAGAUGAUGACAAUGAUGGUGUCCCAGAUUAUGUGCCUCCUGGUCCUGACAACUGUCGUCUGGUCCCCAACCCCAACCAGAAGGACUCAGAUGGCAAUGGUGUGGGUGACGUGUGCGAGGAUGACUUUGAUAAUGACGCAGUUGCUGACCCCCUGGAUGUGUGUCCCGAGAGCUCAGAGGUGACCCUCACGGACUUCCGGGCCUACCAAACUGUGGUGCUGGACCCUGAGGGUGAUGCCCAGAUUGACCCAAAUUGGGUCGUGCUCAAUCAGGGCAUGGAAAUUGUCCAGACCAUGAACAGCGACCCUGGGCUGGCAGUUGGAUACACAGCCUUCAAUGGAGUGGACUUUGAAGGCACCUUCCAUGUGAACACGGUGACCGACGAUGACUAUGCAGGCUUCCUCUUCAGCUACCAGGAUAGUGGUCGAUUCUAUGUGGUCAUGUGGAAGCAGACAGAGCAGACAUACUGGCAGGCUACUCCCUUCCGGGCUGUGGCCCAGCCUGGGCUGCAGCUCAAGGCAGUGACAUCCAUGUCUGGUCCUGGUGAGCACCUCCGAAAUGCCCUGUGGCACACUGGCCACACCCCAGAUCAGGUGCGGCUGCUGUGGACGGAUCCCCGCAACGUGGGCUGGCGGGACAAGACCUCCUACCGCUGGCAGCUGCUGCACAGGCCUCAAGUGGGCUACAUCCGGGUGAAGCUUUACGAAGGCCCCCAGCUGGUGGCAGACUCUGGGGUGAUCAUAGACACCUCCAUGCGUGGGGGCCGCCUGGGGGUGUUCUGCUUCUCCCAGGAAAACAUCAUCUGGUCCAACCUCCAGUACAGAUGCAAUGACACCGUGCCCGAGGACUUUGAGCCAUUCCGGAGGCAGCUGCUGCAAGGAAGGAUGUGACCACAUGGCGGAGGGAUCCAGAGUCCUGACCAGACAUGGGGCCUUGGGGUCCCAAUGGGAGACCCUGGGGUGUUACCUCCAGUGCCUCCACCAGACGGCUCCGUACUCCCCCACCCAGCUGCCCUCAGCCCCAGACCGGAGGUGGCCCGCUGUUUGGAGGGGAGGCUUCCAAAGGCUACUUCUCAGGCACCAGCCCCAGGAACGGUGGCAGCACUUCGCCAUAAAGUUUGUUGUUUUCUAAGCCA